AUGUUCGGAGAACACGCGCCACGGUGGAUUCACUUUCCCUCCGAUGGGAAGCUCAAGUCUCAGAGCCUCUUCGAGAAUUGGAACUCGGCUGUAACCUUUCUAGACGCCGGCAAACUUGCACCCCGGAAGUGGUUCGAGGAUUCCGGGUAG
Molecule: messenger RNA, 150 nt
Organism: Coprinopsis cinerea okayama7#130
Lineage: Eukaryota; Fungi; Basidiomycota; Agaricomycetes; Agaricales; Psathyrellaceae
Exons: 3
Coding region: 1-150 (49 amino acids)
Source: RefSeq, a predicted model, not a curated record